UGUAGUGGACCACAGACAGACAUCAGAGAGGUACCAGUGGAGACACAUAUCAAAGCAACUACUCAACUACUAGUAAUCAUACAGUAGAUAUUACCAUUAGGAGUCAGUUAGAAAGGUAAUCAUAAGUAAGUUAAUACUAUAUGUAAAUGCUACAAUAAUUUAUAUUACAAUAAGAAGUCAGACAGACUGAAUUUGAAGUUGAUUCAUUGAUUGAUUGGGGUAAUCAUUGAUAUUCGGUACGGUUAGUUAAGAUGGCAAACUACGUCAACAAACAGGUGAUUGAAUUAAAUGAAGUUACUGAAGGAAACAGGAACAAAGCAACGAGGAGCGUGACGAGUGAAACCCAACUCUCAGAUGGAAGACUAAGAGUCUACAGGCUGGCUGCUGUGUGUUUAGGAGUGCUGUGUGUUCUACAAGUCACCCUCAACAUCUCCCUGAGACUGGCUUUCUCUGGCUAUAACGAAAAGAGGAACCAGUUAGAGAACUGUUACAACACCACUGGUCUGGUGCAAGACAGAAACCAGCCAGAUACCAGUAGUGGUAUCAUUGACCUAUGUACAGACAGAGACCAGCUGCAGAAGGAGAGAGACCAGUGUCAGACGAACAUGAACCAGCUAGAGAGGGAGAGAGACCAGUUACUGAGGGGCAGAGACCAGUCAGUUACCAGUAGUGGUAUCAUUGACCUGUGUACAGACAGAGACCAGUUGCAGGAGGAGAUAGACCAGUCUAAAAAUAACAUGAACCAGCUAGAGAUGGAGAGAAACCAGUUAUUGAGGGACAGAGACCAGGCAGAGAAUACAGAUAACAAAAACCAGUUACAGGAGCGUUAUAAUGCCCUGACUAGAGACAGGGACAUUUUGAGAAACAGGGUCAGCGUUCUGACCAAUGAGAAGGUGGCGCUGGAGAAGAGGCUCUCUGUGAGUGGGAUAAACAUUUGUCAGAAAAUCAGAAAAACUUGUCCAGACAGUUGGAGGCUGUGGAGAUCCAGGUGUUACUUCCUGUCUACUGAGAUGAAAACCUGGGAAGAGAGCAGACUGGACUGUCUGAACAGAGGAGCAAACCUGGUGAUCAUAAACAGCAAGGAGGAACAGGAGUUUCUCUUUGGCCUCAAUAAGGGAGCCUGGAUUGGUCUGUCUGACUCUGUUACUGAAGGGACCUGGAAAUGGGUGGAUGGCACACCACUGACCACCCCAAGUUACUGGUACUCACAGCAGCCUGAUAAUGGUGGUGACGACCUAGCAAAUGGGGAGGAGGACUGUGUUGAGCUGAACACGGAAACAUGGCGUCCUGUAAAGGCAUGGAAUGACCUGUCAUGUUUUAAUAAUCGUUACUGGAUCUGUGAGAAAAGGGUUUAACAUCACCAUGACAACAGAGGAGACUGGUGGGAGGGCAGGCGGGCUCAUUUUAAUUGCUGGAAUGCAAUUUAUGGACCGGUAUCAAACGCAUCAAACAUAUUUUAAACACGUUUGGCUCCGUUUCCUGAAUUCCAUUCCAUCCAUUACAAUGAGCCUGUCCUCCUACAGCUUCUCCCACCAGCCUCUUCUACAUGACACCAUACUGUAACACAGAUACAGAUACCUGCGCGGCCUAAAUGAAGUGGCUUGCACUCUUGGCCUCGCACGCUAGCAGUGAACAUUUGGCAGAAACAUAACACUGUGUCUCACAUCUUACUGCUUUCUUCAGUGCGCUGUGCUCUCCUCACACCAAAUAAUCAACACUUUUUAAUAUUCAUUCAAUGAAUUCGUGAUUGCAUUGUCAAAGAAAGCCCAGUUCGAGUGGCGUCAAUUUUCUCUAUAGUUUAAGAGUCUGUAGACAUACUGUAAUCUGUAAAAUAAUUGUAUUCGAUGUUUUUAAUAUAAACAUGUUAUGUGAUUUGCCAUAGGCUUGUGAUUUUUCCAUGAUCAAUUAUUACAUAAAUUGCUUUAAUAAGAAUAACUAAGGCACACAUGAAAAAAUAAAGGAAAAAUGUCCUUGUAAGGUC
Molecule: messenger RNA, 1981 nt
Organism: Oncorhynchus nerka (sockeye salmon)
Lineage: Eukaryota; Metazoa; Chordata; Actinopteri; Salmoniformes; Salmonidae
Product: C-type lectin domain family 4 member M-like
Exons: 6
Coding region: 252-1355 (367 amino acids)
Molecular function (GO): signaling receptor activity
Source: RefSeq, a predicted model, not a curated record